CCUUUCUUUCUCCCUUUCUUUCUUCUUCCCUUCCUUUCCCCUGAUCAUGGCUCUCCGCCGGGGUUCCCUCCUGCCCCUCUUCCAGCCCCUGCGCCCCUUUGGCACCCGCUUCGGGCCAGCAGCAGCAGCAGCAGCAGGGCCACCACCAGCCCCACAGCCCCCCUACGGCGGCAGCAGCAGCAGCAAGAGGGCCCAGGGUCGCAGGACCCCCGGCAGCCCCAGCGGAGGAGGAGGAGGAGGAGGCGAGGAAGAGCGGGGCCCCAGCCGCCCCUACUCCAGCGCCAGCCCCAACGCCACCAGCCCCCCCGACCCCAAGGCCUUCCUCUGGGCCCGCUAUGGGGAGAUGAAGAGGCUGGUCCAGGAUUUGCUCCCACCUGGGGUUUGCAAUCUUCUGAACCCGUCGACCAUCUAUGCCAACAAUGAGAUUUCGCUAAACACGAUCGGAGUCUAUGGCUUUGACUAUGAUUACACACUAGCAUUGUACUCUCCUGCCCUCCACUCUCAGAUCUAUAACACUGCACGGGAAAUCCUUGUGGAGCAGUAUAAGUAUCCAAAGGGCAUUUUGAAGUAUGAAUAUUGGCCCAACUUUGCCAUUCGGGGUUUGCACUAUGACAUUGCCAAGGGUUUGCUCAUGAAGAUAGAUGCUUUUCACUACAUCCAGCUGGGCACAGUGUACAGGGGCUUGAAACCUGUCCCAGAUGAUGAAGUGCUGGAGAUGUACGAUGGUACCCAUCACAUCCCACUGCACCAGGCGAGUGGCUUCUAUGGAAAGGGCCCAGCUAUAAAACAAUUUAUGGACAUCUUUUCUCUGCCUGAAAUGACCCUCCUGGCUGUAGCCAAUGACUUCUUCAUCAGCAACGACAUUGAUUACGACCCAAUCCAUCUCUACAAAGAUGUUACGGAUGCUAUCCGGGAUGUUCAUAUCAAAGGUUUUAUGUACAAGUGGAUUAUGCAGGAUCUGGAGAAGUAUAUUCUGCGUGGGGAUGAGACCUAUGCUGUGCUGCACCGCCUGGCCAAAAGUGGCAAGAAGCUCUUUCUCAUCACCAACAGCCCUUUCAGCUUUGUCAAUAAAGGGAUGCGGUACAUGGUGGGUAAAGACUGGCGGGAUUUCUUUGACGUAGUCAUCGUCCAAGCAGACAAGCCUCACUUCUUCAAUGAUUGUGUCAAACCUUUCCGGAGACUAGACAGCAAUGGGGAUCUGCAAUGGGACAAAAUAAAUAAGCUGGAGAAGGGUCAGGUGUAUAAGCAGGGCAAUCUCUUUGAUUUCCUCCGACUUACGGGAUGGCGUGGAUCCAAAGUUCUCUACUUUGGCGACCAUCUCUACAGUGACUUGGCGGACUUGAUGUUGCGGCAUGGCUGGCGGACAGGGGCCAUAGUUCCCGAAUUGGAAAUGGAGACAAAAAUGGUCAAUACAGAGCAAUACUCACAAGGGCUCACGUGGCUGCAAGCUUUGACUGGGUUGUUGGAGCGCAUGCAGAUGUUCCAAGAUCCAGAAUCCCAGCAGGUGCUGCAGGACUGGAUGAAAGAGAGGCAGGAACUCAGGGCACUCACCAAGAACCUCUUCAAUCCUCAGUUUGGUAGCAUCUUCCGUACCUGCCACAACCCCACAUAUUUUUCACGGCGCCUGUGCCGCUUCUCGGACGUCUACAUGGCUUCGCUCAGCUGCUUGCUCAACUACGACCUCAACUACACCUUUUACCCAAGACGUACCCCACUGCAGCACGAAGCUCCUCUCUGGAUGGACCAGCUCUGCACCGGUUGCAUGAAGACUCCCUUUCUGGAAGAGAUGGCGCACAUCCGCUAAGGACCUUGUGGCCGGUGGCAGAGGACUGGCAGAGGGGUUGUGUCCCUCUGCCUCACACUUUCUAAGUGCCAUGAUGGGCUGACUACAGUCUUUCGUGUCCAGUUUUCUUAAACUGAAUUGCCUGUGAUCUGUGGCGCACAUGGAUGUGUGUAAAAUUUACAAGGUUAGAGUGCCUGGUAGAAAUUUCAUAACUGCAUGAAAAAUGUCCUGGAUGAGCACUAUGGACAUUGGAAGUGUUUGACUGGCUCUCAGCCCAGGGUCCAGAUAUCACCAGCAUCUUUCCAAGAACCCCAUCAACCAUGCGAAAUCAGUCUGCGACACCUCAAUGGAGAAUGGUCUCUGUUCUGUCCUCAUUUGUCUUCAGGGGCUCUCUGUGUAUUUCGUAGUCACAAGAAGAGGCCCCUUGGGUUGGACAUUGUUUUGUCUUGGGGUGAGAUCCAUCCCCCUAGCACAGCACACAUUCAGCAUCUGCUGGGGGAAGCCUUGGCUUUCUCACUCUACUCCACAGGCCUCUCAGCUACCCAAUUUCUCCCACAUGAUCAACAGGUCUUUUGUAGUGUUUGAAGUUUACAUACCCACCCACAAAUGUUGGGGUGUGGGCUUUUCUUCCCAUCCCCUUUGCUUGCCACAGUGAUAUACAGGGUAACUGGUCAGGGAACUUUUUGGGAGGGAAUGUUCUUAUCUCCUAGUGAAAUGGUAGGGACAUCAGGUGCUAUGGGAUGGGGAGGGGGGGUCUUUAGCUGAUAACUGGAAUCUUGUAAUUUUAAUAAAGACUUCAUGAAACUUU
Molecule: messenger RNA, 2591 nt
Organism: Sceloporus undulatus (fence lizard)
Lineage: Eukaryota; Metazoa; Chordata; Lepidosauria; Squamata; Phrynosomatidae
Product: 5'-nucleotidase domain-containing protein 2-like
Exons: 14
Coding region: 47-1804 (585 amino acids)
Molecular function (GO): 5'-nucleotidase activity
Source: RefSeq, a predicted model, not a curated record